AUGUCUCAGGCAAAGACAUUAGCUAAUCUCCUUCAAGAGGCUGAACAAUUGACAGCUGAUAUUGGAGGAGACGAAGAAUUACCACGAGUAAGAAGAAACCUGCAACAAAUAGCAGAGGCAGGUCAACGUUUGCUUAGUAAAACAACUGUGGGACUUCCUGAAGAUCAUACAGAUGUUAAAGCGUCGAUACUUUUGGGCUCUCGUGGAUUUGAUGUGCCUAAAUCAUCUCAACGUAUUGAGACACUUAAUGCAGCAAAAACUCUUGAGCCUAUAGAACCAGUAUGGGAGACAGACAUUGAGGGGUUUUUACGAAAUGAGAGAGAAAACACAUUGUUAGCUGUCAUUGAAGAGUCAAGGAAAAAUACCUUUAACGAAGCAGAUCAACGUCAAUGGCAGAGUAUGGAGAAUAAUUGGGAAGAAGAGAAAGAGAAAAUCCUCAAUUCCUUAUUAGGCAGUAACCAAGAUACAAUAGAGUUACCUACACAUUCUGAAAUAUCGGAAUAUAUUCGAGAUUUGGUCUACAGUAACCUGUCCCAGUCCCAACUUGGAGGGGUUCCUGGCGAAGGUCACUUUCAAGCUCAACGUCAUCCUCACCUGUAUUUUCAAGUUCUUCUCCUCACAGCUCAGUUUGAAGCUGCAAUUGAGUUUCUUUCUCGUGUGGAGUCUCUUCGUAGUCAUGCCGUUCACUUUGCUCUCGCCUUACAUGAUCUUGAUCUACUAUAUUUAACCCUUCUUUUCACUCUAAUCUUAGUUAAAGAACCUAAUGGUCUACAAAGACUUAAUUUAGGUCGUUUAGUUGUCAGUUAUACGCGUAAAUUUGCUCUUACAGAUCCUCGGGAAGCUCUGGAAUAUUUUUACAGAUUAAGAACUUUGAAAGAUGGACAAGAAAAGAAUUUAUUUUUAUCUUGUGUGAGUGAUCUUGUAACAGAAAGUAGAGAGUUUGAAAUGCUUCUAGGUCAAGUUCAACCUGAUGGAUCAAGAAAACCUGGAUGUAUUGACAAGUUUGGUAACAAAGUUGAAGAUCUAAAUGUACAAACAAUCAUUAAUUUUGUGGCUACUGAGACAGAGAAUCAUGGUCGUUUUGAAGAUGCUAUUCGACUGUAUGAUUUAGCUCAAGAAUAUGGUAAGGUGUUGGAACUGCUGUGUCAUCUAAUGGGUGGAAUUGUCUCUGCCCCUUCUCCUCCGCAAUCUGAUAGACAUCGUCUUAAAAAUUUAGCUGUGUCAAUUGCUGAAAGGUAUCGUAACCUUGGUUACGCUGCCAGUCAUCAAAUAAGCCACACCUUUUUUCUUCUGCUGGAUUUGAUUAUUUUUGAUUCCUAUCACGCUAAAAGAAUCGAUGAAGCGUUAGAAUUACUCUUCUUCCUCCAAUUGGAGAAACUCGUGGUGAAAUAUCGGGAGUUGGAGGAUUGUAAGAUGUACUGCGAGAUAAUUGUUGGUGGGGCACAGCUCUAA
Messenger RNA from Gigantopelta aegis, 1452 nucleotides. RefSeq names its product nuclear pore complex protein Nup93-like. NCBI's taxonomy places the organism in Eukaryota, Metazoa, Mollusca, Gastropoda, Neomphalida, Peltospiridae. The record is from RefSeq and is a predicted model, not a curated record. Gene Ontology annotation, cellular component: nuclear pore. Gene Ontology annotation, molecular function: structural constituent of nuclear pore. Gene Ontology annotation, biological process: protein import into nucleus; poly(A)+ mRNA export from nucleus.